ACCUGAGUAUCCAAGAGCAGCAUUGGGUUUGUGACGCCCCACUUAGGUGAGCCGGGCGCACGCCCCGCUCCGUCGCCAAACGGCUACUCUGACCAAAACACAGAGAGCCCAGUCUCGCUGCUUUUUCGCUUGUUUUCAUGAAAGGAAGAGCAAUACAUGUACUCGCGACUUCUUGUACAUCACGGCGAGCUGUUGUUCCCCUCCACCAUCACCCACAGCGGCACGGUGUCGAUCAACUACAUACACAUCAGAUCAAACUAACAAGCGGAUGCGACGCUAUCUGUGUGAAGGAACAAAUUCAUUACGGCAUCUGUAGAAUAGUGGACGAGGCCAAAGGAGCGGACAACCCUCAGUCAGUGCUGCACCAUAUUCCUUCAUAACUGUGUGUUCGUUUCAUUCAAUCAAGUUCAGAGAUCAUGACGACCUCUUCAAACUUGUGGCGACAACUUCUGGUGGCGACAGCUCUGAUUUUUGCUCUUGUUGGUGUUGUGGAUUGUAAGCUAGCAGAUCGCUCUCGAAUAGUAAAGGCUCGGCUGGACGCUGGCCAUAUAGAUCGGUACCACGACAAUGGGAGACCAAUCGAAGGACAAGGCUAUCGCUCACGUCGUGGAGAUGACACAUAUGAUGUAGACCAACGAGCAAGAGCCAAAGCUACGCAAAAGAAAAAACUCGCAAAGCGAAAGCCAGCACCAUGGCAAAUGGAGUUUCCUCCAGACACAACUGGCAGCUACAUGGAAGAAAGCGCUAGAAUCGACGAGGGAGACGUGCAAAUGAACAACGAAACUCCGGAGGAGUUCCAAAGAAAGCUUUCUUCACAACUCUCAGGUUGCUGUUACACCUAUCAAGGAUACUCUGCUCAAGACCUUUGCAAUAUGUAUGGGAAUGACUGUGAGAGCGGAGAAACCCCCUCUCACGAUUCUGGCGACGGUGAUUGUUCCCAGGAUGGUCUGUCGUUCAUCGGCGUCUCCUUUUCCGUGAACACAGCCAAUGGAAACCCAUACUCGUACCAACUGUGUGACCAGUUCCCGAUGGAGAACAUUAUUGACCGCGACUAUGAGUACAUUAUGAGUAUGGAUGAAGAUGGCUGGCUCGUUGGAGGAGGAUACAAAACCUUUGACUACUCUGGAAAGAUGCCCUACAUUGACUCUUCUCAUACAGAGCUGCUGCGUAUCGGUAACAUGGAUCCCACCACAGGAGGAACAAGCAUUGACCAGGUGUAUUCGGCAAUGACCGCCAUCUCAUUCGCGCCUUUCAGCAUCUUUCCAGAGUACCUGAAAGGAGGAGGUGGGCACCACUCUGGUGACAACAACGACGAAGAAGCAGCAGUUCCGUCAGGAGAUGUCACCUUGAUUGUUUCCGUCGUUGAGACCUAUGACGAUGACAACUCGUACUCUUCCUAUGAAACUUUCUUGGACGAUCUGUUCAAUGCCAUGGACUCUGUGGGUGGAGGUCCAUGUAUGGACGAUCAUGACACUGAUCCUCACGUGUCAAUGUCCCGCGGUGUCAAAUUCUGGUCGUCGUACCACCAGCAACAAUACAUGUACGAAGCCAACCUAGAAGUCGCAGUGUGGCAAGCUAUGUACCCAAAUGGAGUACCCAUUGGAUCGUCUGGAGAUGCUGCAUUCCCCCCUGGUCGUGGCGGCACAAGGCAGUAUGUUGGUUACGGCAAUCUCUACUUCUUCUUUGAUCGAGCCAACAUUACUCAGGCAUUCCGCCCGUAUCGAAGUCUCACUGACAAUGAGAAGUACUACUCAACUUUGUACACUACUGGAGAAAUCUCAUACUUUUACUCAAAGACGACCUCCAUCAACUUUGAUUACAGCGGAUCACGUGAUGACGGCGACGAAACAUACGAGCACAAUGCAUACGCCUGGAAUGCUCAGGCGGCGAUGCACGAUAUGACCGACGGGUGGGACCUGCCGCCAAACUGUCUCCAAGAGGGUGAAACUUUCUUUGGAAUCCCGCUUUCCAGAACCAGUGACUCCAAGCUUCAAAGUACAUCCACCUUCCAGGAUCAGUUUGAUUUUGAGUACCUUGUGGACCGAAACAAUACAUACGUAAAUUCCUUUGGAACAAAUCACGGUUGGCUCAUCGGAGAAGAGUUGGACAAUGCGGUCGGUUCUAUUGUAGACAAGGAUACAGCGCACAUUCCAAUUUUCUACACCGGAACGACGAAUAAGAACAUGGGAGGAAUUACGCUUUCGGACCUGAUCAAAAUCGCAAAGAACGUUGACUUUGGAACACUCUACGUCAAGCCCGCCUUUGUUUUCGUGGACGACGACGGCCACGCCAAGCUUCAGUUCGAAGCGGAUCCACAGUCUGCGAUGGCAUACUUGUAUGACACGCUUUGCAAGGAAUUAGGAAUCUCGUGGAACUACCAUUCCCCUACCAACAACCUCGGUAUUUACACAAACUGUGCCAUGCACGCUGCCGGUGAUCGAGCUACCUAUGGAUGCGGCCCCGAGAACUCCAAUACUGGCGGAUUCUGCCCUCAGAUGGUUCUAGCCUACAGUCCUCGCUUCACUGACGAAGAUUCCGCUGCAGCAUACCUGUCCAGGUGCAACAGCUACGUUGACUACUGGCGUUCGCUCUAUCCUUCUGGUGUUGCUGUUGGCACUAGUUCUUUCUGCCCCUCCGGAGGUUGUCUUGCCCUCUUCUUGAACCGUAUCGAUGUGUACGAGGUUUUCAAGCCGGAUCUUGGUGGUGCAUGGGUCGAAUACAAUGGUGCGUCGAUGCCACCCACCUUUUCGCCUGCACCUACAUGGAAGGGAGGAUGCGACGAGCCCCACAAUGUUUUCCUAGACAAGUGCGUUCGCAAGCGAUACAAGCCCAAGCCCUCGGCUGUUGCAUGGGAUGCUUUGGGAUCAGUUGGUCAAAUUUCCGUGAUGCUUGUGGUUUUCAUGGCCGUUACGCUUUCUAUUUCCAUCUUCCUCGCCAGAGCCAGAAAGAAGCGCCGACGAGGUGAAAGUUACCUUGGUUUCUUCUUCCGCGACCUCACUCGCAAGAAGAGAGGACGUCGCAAGAAGAAGAACUCGGCCCUUGAGGAGAGCAUGCUUCCUGACAAUGCAAGCCGCCGAUCCAAGUCAAGUCGUCGUGGAGGUUCCCGCUCACGGGCCAGCAGCCGAUCUUCCAAACGGAGGAGCCGAUCUGUUGGUGCUGGCUCAAAGAGCGGGCGAGAUCGCAGUCGCUCUAGAUCCCUUCGACCGGUCCCAGUGCAACCGCUUGAUCGCUCACAACGCUCCCGGUCUCGAGAGCGAGAAAAGUUGUCUUCAGGCGCCUCUGUUGGUUCUACUGCGUCUCGCCGGAGCGGCGUUUUUGACAUUGCUGUCACCAGUCCACAACCUGAUGAUGGCAGCAACAAGAGACAGCAAUUGGUAUAGCCCCCUCUGAUCUGCCCAUCUAUGAACAACAACUUGACAGCUGCGAGAGCUUCAUGAUUAUUGUUUCAGUAGCACUACGCUUGCAUACAUGACGCAUUGUGCUAGUCAUUCGACUUCUUGUCAUUCUCAAAAUGGACUUCUUAGCGAUAUUCGUUGGUGACUUGAGGAGGGGUAGCGACGGCAACGAGAAGAGGGUAUUCUGCCGGUAGAUGAUCUAACAAAUUGUAAUGUAACGUUUUUCUAAUGUUUGCUUAACCCCACU
Messenger RNA from Seminavis robusta, 3642 nucleotides. Lineage: Eukaryota; Bacillariophyta; Bacillariophyceae; Naviculales; Naviculaceae. The record is from the annotation of a GenBank genome assembly.